Molecule: messenger RNA, 519 nt
Organism: Ostertagia ostertagi
Lineage: Eukaryota; Metazoa; Nematoda; Chromadorea; Rhabditida; Trichostrongylidae
Source: the annotation of a GenBank genome assembly
AUGGUGAAAAAAGAGAAGCACUACUUAUAUGGUGCAAGUGCAGGUUCAGAUUCGAGUUUAAGACUGGACAUUGAAGGGCACGACUCUCUGUUGCUGGUUGCUACGGUAGUUUCAACCGCAAAGCGUUUACAGAUGCGACAAGCUAUACGAGAAACUUGGGCAUCGCCUAGAGAGUCUGACGCUGUCAAAACAGGGCGCGUACUGGUCUUCUUCAUUCUAUCAGCACCAACCUCUCUUCAUGAGCUGUACAUGUUGCGCAAAGAACAGAAGAAGCACAAUGAUCUCAUAGUGACUGACCUCCCAGAAACGUACGACAAUCUCGUCUUCAAGGUGUACGCCUCGAUGGUAUUUCAUCAGCAGUACUGUCCAAAGGCGCAGUUUCUAAUGAAGGUCGACGACGAUGUUGUUGUUCAUUUUGAUCGCAUGAUCGAUCUAUGGAAAAUGGACAAGAAGGCGAACAUGUCGAUUUAUUGCAAAGUUUGGUAUGUAGCCAAACCGCAACGGAAUCCAGAAAAGAAA